GUAGAAUUUCCAAUCUUGUCUUGAACGCAACUCAGAAGUUACGCGAUGACGUCAUGUCCGUACGUCACUCCCACUCUCGGACGUCUCCUGCAUCUUCGGCGAGCUAAGUUGCUAAGUGCUGGCUAAGUCGCUAAAUGCUGCAGGAGCGGACAUCACAAACAUCAGCAGUCUUUGGUAGUAAGAAACAACAACAACAACAACAACAACAACAUUCUCUCGGGUGUCCGCGUCGGGCCGUCGGCAUGGCUCUGCAAGGCCCGCAGGAGCUCGGGCAGCCGGUGGAAGAGCCGGAGGAUGUGGACGACAACGACGCUAGUAGUGUCUCACCGGCCGAGGAGAUGACGCUGCCAGCCGGGCCUGGGGGCGACGAGGAGCCGGCGGGGACCGUGCUGCUGCCCUGGGACCGCUUCUCGGCCUGGCUGCACUGCAUCUGCGUGGUGGGCUUCGACCUGGAGCUGGGACAGGCUGUGGAGGUUAUUUACCCACACCAUUCCAAACUGUCAGAGAAGGAGAAAACGAGCAUCUGUUACCUUUCCUUUCCCGACUCCAACUCAGGUUGCCUCGGUGACACCCAGUUUUGCUUUCGCUUUCGCCAGGGUUCCAACAGGAAGUCGUCUCUGGGCUGCUUCCUGGAAACCAGCGACAGGGACGCGCCGCCCUGCCUUAAGCGGGAGCAGGGCCAUUAUUACGGCUACGUUUAUUUCCGUCAGGUGCGGGACAAGUCGCUGAAGAGAGGAUACUUCCAGAAGUCUCUGGUCCUGAUCAGUAAGCUGCCCUAUGUGACAUUCUUCCACUCCCUGUUGAAGAUCAUGGCUCCAGAAUAUUUUGAGAAACAGGAACCGUGUCUGGAGGCUGCCUGCAACGACAUCGACCGUUGGCCGACGCCUCACCCUGGAAGAAUCCUCACGCUGCCGAUUAUGGGCGUGGUCAUCAGGGUGCGCAUCCCCACCUGUUACGACAAACCCGGAACGACACAGUUGGUCCAGUCUGCUCAGUGUGACAGUCUGGUGUCCAUUGUGCUGCCCACCAUCCAUGAAGUGGACCUCUUCAGAUGUUUCUUUCCAGUCUUCUUCCACAUCCAGAUGCUGUGGGAGCUGGUGUUGCUGGGAGAAGCGCUCGUUGUCAUGGCGCCAUCUCCGGCCGAGUCCUCGGACACCGUACUGGCGCUUGCCAGCUGCAUCUCUCCUCUUCGUUACUGCAGCGACUUCCGGCCUUACUUCACCAUCCACGACAACGAGUUUAAGGAGUACACCACCCGGACGCAGGCUCCGCCCUCAGUCAUCCUGGGGGUGACAAACCCCUUCUUUGCUAAAACGCUGCAGCAUUGGCCGCACAUUAUCCGCAUCGGCGACAUGAAGCAAGCAGGAGAGAUGGCCAAGCAGAUGAAAGUCAAGAAGCUGAAGAACCUGAAAACUCUUGACUCUAAACCCGGUGUGUACACUGCUUACAAGCCUUUUCUCAACAAAGAUGAGGAAAUUAUCAAGCAGCUCCAGAAGGGUGUUCAGCAGAAGAGACCCUCUGCAGCCCAGAAUGCGAUCCUGCGACGGUACUUUCUAGAACUGACGCAGAGCUUCAUCAUUCCCUUGGAGCGCUACGUGGCCAGUCUCAUGCCGCUCCAGAAGUCCAUCAGCCCGUGGAAGAGUCCUCCUCAGCUGCGACCGUUCGUCCAGCAGGACUUCAUGAAGACUCUGGAGAAGGCGGGACCGCAGCUCACGUCCAGGCUCAAGGGGGACUGGAUUGGACUGUACAGGCACUUCCUCAAAUCCCCCAACUUUGACGGCUGGUUCCGCAACAGGAGGAAGGAGAUGACCCAGAAGCUGGAGGCCCUGCACCUGGAGGCGCUGAGCGAGGAGGACCUGCAGGAGAGAGUCCAGAAGCACUCGGAGGUGGAGACGGUGGAUCUGAUCUUGAAGUUGAAAGACAAACUGAGCCAGGCGGAGAGGGAGCGUCUGCCCGUGCGACCCGGCACCGUGGCCAAGCUGAGAGCUCACAUGGAGGGCAUCAUCUUGUCCUUGCCAGAGGACCUGCAGGGCAUCCUCCACAAGCCCUCCACACCGUGACCUUUGACCCGCCUCCGCCACGCCUCUCCACAGGUGCGGCCUCCUUGUUCUCGGAACGACGCGGGAACGGCACAUUUUAUUUCCACUGCACAGGCCCCUGAUCCCGCGUGGCCACCGUGUGACCACCACCGUGUGACCACCACCGUGUGACCACCACCGUGUGACCACCACCGUGUGACCACCACCGUGUGACCACCACCGUGUGACCACCACGUGACGGCAACUCGAGAGGCUGGACCUCCUCGCAACAAAAGGAAGACGUUUGGGUCAGAACUUUUGCUUACUUGCAAUGUUUUUAACCACUUUUUGUUUGUAUUUUUCUUUUGUACUUUUUUUAACCGGCAGUCUAGUGGAGCUGCACUUUUUAAAGUACUUUUUUAAAAACACACUAUUGACACACACACACACACUAACUGGCCGCAGAAACGAAAGCCUUGUAUCUGAAUAGCUAAACAUGGGGUCAACAACAACAACAACAACAACAACACGCACGCAGCUGAUUCAGCACCAGAGAUUCAAGUCGCUUCCGGAUCCGCCAAUAGCGCUCCUGAUUCCAUGUCACAUGACCUCCUCGCAGCCUCUUCACGCGUGUUGCGAACAGCGUUUCGAUUUGAAGACCUGGUCUUUGACUACGGAUGUAAAGUGUAAGCUUUGGACUGAGCUGAUGGAACACUUUUCAACCCUUUGAAAUGAAAAGGGCGGGAAAUCAACUGGAGUUUUUAACAGUCCAUUUUUUAAAAGCCCAUCUCCACAAACACAAUAAUAAACAAAAUAUACCAUAAAUACUCAAAUUUUCGCCGAGGUGUUGCUUUUUAGGGACCGCAAUGUCCCUUUGGGAGAGAGGACACUAUUGUUAUUGUUACGUUUUAUUUCUUUAUUAUUAUUCCGCCGCCUCUUUGAGCUGUAAUUUGACCCCCUUAACAUGCUUUAAAACUCACCAAACUGGACACACACAUCAGGACUGGCGAAAAUUCCAAUGUAAUUAAAAAAAAAAAAAAAAAACUCAAAAUUGCGCUCUAACACAGAAAAAACACAGACAAAACUGGUUGUAACUGCCGGUAAGAAUGUCGUAGAGACAUGAAACAAAAACCUCUAUGUAGGUCUGACUUAGACCUAGAUUUCAUACAUUGACAUUCUUUAGCAAAAAUCAACAGGAAGUUGGCAAUUCCCCCUUCAGAACAAAAUCCCCCCUUCAGAACAAAAGUUCACUUUUGCCUCUUUGAGCUAGAAUUUGACCCCCUUAACAUGCUUCAAAACUCACCAUAUUUGACACACACAUCAGGACUGGCGAAAAUUGCGAUGUAAUAAAAAAAACAACUCAAAUUUGCGCUCUAGCACCCCCUAGGAAAAAACACAGACAAAACUGCUUAUAACUUCCGGUAAGAAUGUCGUAGAGACAUGAAACAAAAACUUCUAUGUAGGUCUGACUUAGACCUAGAUUUCAUACAUUGACAUCCUUCAGCAAAAAUCAACAGGAAGUUGGCAAUUCCCCCUUCAGAACAAAAGUUUACUAAAAACAGUCACUUUUGCCUCUUUGAGCUAUAAUUUGACCCCCUUAACAUGCUUCAAAACUCACCAAACUGGACACACACAUCAGGACUGGCGAAAAUUGCGAUCUAAUAAAAAAAGCAAACCCCAAAACUCAAAAUUGCGCUUUAGCGCCCCCUAGUAAAAAACACAGACAAAACUGCUUGUAACUUCCGGUAAGAAUGUCGUAGAGACAUGAAACAAAAACCUCUAUGUAGGUCUGACUUAGACCUAGAUUUCAUACAUUGACAUCCUUCAGCAAAAAUCAACAGGAAGUUGGCAAUUCCCCCUUCAGAACAAAAGUUUACUAAAAACAGUCACUUUUGCCUCUUUGAGCUAUAAUUUGACCCCCUUAAAAUGCUUCAAAACUCACCAUAUUUGACACACACAUCAGGACUGGCGGAAAUUGCGAUGUAAUAAAAAAAACCAAACCCCAAAACUCAAAAUUGCGCUCUAGCGCCCCUUAGGAAAAAACACAGACAAAACUGCUUGUAACUUCCGGUAAGAAUGUCGUAGAGACAUGAAACAAAAACCUCUAUGUAGGUCUGACUUAGACCUAGAUUUCAUACAUUGACAUCCUUCAGCAAAAAUCAACAGGAAGAUGGCAAUUCCCCCUUCAGAACAAAAGUUUACUAAAAACAGUCACUUUUGCCUCUUUGAGCUAUAAUUUGACCCCCUUAACAUGCUUCAAACUGGACACACACAUCAGGACUGGCGAAAAUUGCGAUGUAAUAAAAAAAGCAAACCCCAAAACUCAAAAUCGCGCUCUAGCGCCCCCUAGGAAAAAUCAACAGGAAGUUGGCAAUUCCCCCUUCAAAACAAAAGUUUACUAAAAACAGUCACUUUUGCCUCUUUGAGCUGUAAUUUGACCCCCUUAACAUGCUUCAAAACUCACCAAACUGGACACACACAUCAGGACUGGCGAAAAUUGCGAUCUAAUAAAAAAAGCAAACCCCAAAACUCAAAAUUGCGCUCUAGUGCCCCCUAGGAAAAAUCAACAGGAAGUUGGCAAUUCCCCCUUCAGAACAAAAGUUUACUAAAAACAGUCACUUUUGCCUCUUUGAGCUAUAAUUUGACCCCCUUAACAUGCUUCAAACUGGACACACACAUCAGGACUGGCGAAAAUUGCGAUGUAAUAAAAAAAGCAAACCCCAAAACUCAAAAUUGCGCUCUAGCGCCCCCUAGGAAAAAUCAACAGGAAGUUGGCAAUUCCCCCUUCAAAACAAAAGUUUACUAAAAACAGUCACUUUUGCCUCUUUGAGCUGUAAUUUGACCCCCUUGACAUGCUUCAAAACUCACCAAACUGGACACACACAUCAGGACUGGCGAAAAUUGCGAUCUAAUAAAAAAAGCAAACCCCAAAACUCAAAAUUGCGCUCUAGUGCCCCCUAGGAAAAAUCAACAGGAAGUUGGCAAUUCCCCCUUCAAAACAAAAGUUUACUAAAAACAGUCACUUUUGCCUCUUUGAGCUGUAAUUUGACCCCCUUGACAUGCUUCAAAACUCACCAAACUGGACACACACAUCAGGACUGGCGAAAAUUGCGAUCUAAUAAAAAAAGCAAACCCCAAAACUCAAAAUUGCGCUCUAGUGCCCCCUAGGAAAAAUCAACAGGAAGUUGGCAAUUCCCCUUUCAAAACAAAAGUUUACUAAAAACAGUCACUUUUGCCUCUUUGAGCUGUAAUUUGACCCCCUUAACAUGCUUCAAAACUCACCAAACUGGACACACACAUCAGGACUGGCGAAAAUUGCGAUCUAAUAAAAAAACCAACCCCAAAACUCAAAAUUGCGCUCUAGUGCCCCCUAGGAAUAAAACACAGACAAAACUGCCCCUAGGAAGAAAACAGACAAAACUGCCUGUAACUUCCAGUAGGAAUGUCGUAGAGACAUGAAACAAAAACCUCUAUAUAGGUCUCACUUAGACCUACAUUUCAUACACUGACAACCCCCAGCAAAAAUCAACAGAAAGUUUGCAAUUCCCCCUUCAAAACAAAAGUUUUGUAAAAAACGGUCACCUUUUUUCUAACGUUAUCUCCUCUGAGCGCGUUUGUCGUGUCGGCUUCAAACUAGCACAGGAGAGAGAUUGAACCCUUCUGAUUAAAAGUUGACCAAAGCGUUUUAAUUACUGCUCCGGUUUGGAUUUGAUGUGCCGUCAACGUCGGUCCCGUCCAUCGCUGCUUUAAUUUGACUUAAUCUCUCUCAUAAACUUGUUUUUUAACUUGGAGAAAGAUUAGGAGUAUGUGCAGGUCUCAAGCUGUGGUGUGGGUUCCAAGGACCACUAAGCACAGACAUUCUUGCGAGCAGGUGUAGACUUCUUUAUUUUUCAAUAAGAAAAAGUCUCUUGCGGGUUGCUUUUCAGCUCUGCCGCUUCCACUGCUCGCUCCUCGGCUCGCUUUCCAGCCUUCCGUGUCGUCCGCGUCGGCCUCUCGCUCUCUUGUUGCCGUUCGCUCUCCAACUCCUUCUGCCCCGUCGUUCUCGGCUGCCGCCCUUUUACCCACUGGGAGGGGAUUACUCAAUUGUGCCCAGGUGCGCGAUCCACGCACCUGAUCUUGUUUGCGGCGUCGAACCCGGCGCGCCGUCCACGCCUCCUCGCCGCCAUCUUGCCUCGCUGUCGGACUGCCGGCCCCGCCUCUCCACAGAGUAGAUUUCUUUAAGCACACGGUCAUUUAGGACCAAGUAUUCUGCACACGGCAUCAGCAACACAAGCAAUGUUGCAAUAAUACUGCUGAUGAGGUCAUCGUACACAGGUGCAAAGCUGCAUAGCUAACGCUGCUGGAUGCUAACCACUUGUGAUGCGUUAAAUACAGCUCUUGUGGAGGUCAUUUAAAAAACAGUAUCAGGAGGUUGCCUACAGCCACAGCCGUUGAUGCCCACCUUUUCUGACUCCAGUUUUGGUAAUAUUCCAAUCUUAAUGUGUUUGCUAAAGCAUGACGGCCACAUUUGACUUACCGCGGGUGUUGAAAGUGCGGUUAAAGUGCGAGACCAUUUUGUGGCGCCGCAGCUCAUUUUUUAACGGCCCGCGGAACAUUUUAAACAUAAGAUUGAUUUUUUUUUUUAAAAAGGGGGGGGCGAUAAAAAAUAAAAUAGGUGUAAAUGAAAGGGAAAAAGUCGCAGUUCUUAUUUAUCCUGAUUCUAAAUAGAUGAAUAGUUUUCCAAAUCCAUUCAAAAGAAAAUUCAAUCAAAAACAUACAAUUCUUUAAAAAAGGGGAAAUAAUACAUGAAAUAGGUGUAAUUUACGAGAAAUAGUUGUAAAGGUGCACUUUUUUUUAUUUAUUUAUAUGCAAAUCGCAAUUCUUAUUUAUCUCGAUUCUAAAUUUAUUCAUAAUUUUCAAAAACAACUUUAAAAAAACACAUAUAUAUGCAUAUAUAUAUAUACAUACAUACAUAUAUAUGUGUGUAUAUAUAUAUAUAUAUGUAUGUAUAUAUAUAUAU
Molecule: messenger RNA, 7017 nt
Organism: Entelurus aequoreus (snake pipefish)
Lineage: Eukaryota; Metazoa; Chordata; Actinopteri; Syngnathiformes; Syngnathidae
Gene: dennd6a
Product: DENN/MADD domain containing 6Aa
Exons: 19
Coding region: 135-2060 (641 amino acids)
Cellular component (GO): recycling endosome
Molecular function (GO): guanyl-nucleotide exchange factor activity
Source: RefSeq, a predicted model, not a curated record